This is a messenger RNA of Orussus abietinus, 1760 nucleotides long. RefSeq names its product glutamate receptor ionotropic, delta-2 (gene Ir76b). Gene Ontology annotation, cellular component: postsynaptic membrane; plasma membrane. Gene Ontology annotation, molecular function: transmitter-gated monoatomic ion channel activity involved in regulation of postsynaptic membrane potential; sodium channel activity; glutamate receptor activity. NCBI's taxonomy places the organism in Eukaryota, Metazoa, Arthropoda, Insecta, Hymenoptera, Orussidae. Gene Ontology annotation, biological process: modulation of chemical synaptic transmission; synaptic transmission, glutamatergic. Bases 163 to 1713 code for a protein of 516 amino acids. The record is from RefSeq and is a predicted model, not a curated record. The transcript is spliced from 6 exons.
CCUUCCCGGGGCAGGUCCAGCGCGUGCUCGCGGACGAGCGGUCCGGAGCGGCGACGGCGACGACGACGCGCCCCUCGAUUCGCGUCACGACGUGGCACGUACGUGUGGUCGCUCGACGACCCCAGACGACGAGUGCAACCUUUCUCGACCUGUCCCCAGGACAUGCCCUUCUCCGGCGUGGUCAAGAGGAACGGAACGCUCGUAGGGGUGGGCUACGCCUUUGAGUUGCUGGAGAUGGUCAGGUCGAAGGUGCCCUUCGACUACACGAUCGUGCUGCCGGAGGAGGACGGACUGGGCAACGAGAAGAACGGCAUCACGAGUCUGGUCGAGCGAAAGGAGGUGGACAUGGUGGUCGCGUUCGUUCCCGUCAUCCCCGAGUACUGGAGGUACUUCAAGUACGGCACCACGCUGGACGAGGUGGAGUGGACCGUCCUGAUGGGUCGGCCCUCGGAGUCGGCCAGCGGCUCGGGGCUGUUGGCGCCCUUCGACACCGUCGUCUGGAGUCUGGUCCUCGUGUCCGUCCUCGUCGUCGGCCCGGUCGUUUACCUCCUGGUCUCCCUCAGGGCGAAGCUGGCCAAGGCCGAGAAGCCGGAGCGAUACUCCCUGGCGACGUGCAUGUGGUUCGUGUACGGGGCUCUCCUGAAGCAAGGCUCCACCGUCUCUCCGGUAUCAGGUAGGAUCGAGGGUAGGAUCGAGGGUAGGAUGCCCUGCCGCGGGGGGGGAUUGCGACCGACUGACCCGGUCGCCCGCCUUUCAGAUUCCGCCAGGCUGCUCUUCGCCGCCUGGUGGAUCUUCGUCACGAUCCUGACCUCCUUCUACACGGCCAACUUGACGGCGUUCCUCACCCUCUCGGAGUUCAAGCUGCCCAUCGACUCGCUCGGGGACCUGGUCAACAAGAACCUGCAAUGGUCCAUGCCGAAGGGUCGAUCGAUCGACGUCGUCCUCCAAGAGAAGCUGCCCGACAAGGAGCUGGAGGUGCUCGGGAGGAGCAAGUUCCCCUGGAGGUCCGGCCUGAUCGACCUCAGCGCCGAGUCGACCGAGGACAUCCUGAAGAGGAUCGACAAGCGAUUACAAGCGCAAGACGAGGAGCGGCCUGGAGGAGGCGAAGCGUUGCAGCUUCGCCACCAUGCCCAGGAGCAUCCGCGUCGAGAGGCGCGCCUUCGUUUUCCCGUGGGACUCCGACAUCGACGAGCUCAUCAACGAGCGGAUGGAGAGGAUCGUCCAGGCGGGUAUACUGAAGCACCUGGAGAUCCUCGAGAACCCGUCCGUCGAGAUCUGCCCGUUGAACCUCGGCUCGAAGGAGAGGCAACUUCGCAACUCGGAUCUCUUCAUGACCUACAAGGUCGUCGUCGUCGGGUUCGCGGUGGCGACGCUGCUCUUCGGGGUCGAACUACUCGUCCGAGCGUGCACCCGCCGGGAUUCCGGCCGCGCGUCUCUGCCGCCGCCGCCCCCUGGCCCCCUCUAUCGGGCGAUUCGCGAGCGGCACUUCGGCAAGACGCAUCUGGUCAACGGCCGGGAGUACUACGCGGUCGCGGAGAAGGACGGGUCCACGCGCCUCGUCCCUCUGCGGACGCCGUCGGCCGUCCUCUUCCACUACGCCGCUUGAUCGCUUUGGACUUGGUUUGUCCCGUCGCUCUGACCCGGCCUUCUUCGCUUCACCGAGACGCACGAGAAUACAUUCUGGCAAUCGAUCCGACGCGUCUUCAUUCUUAAAUAAUAUUUAUUCACAAAAUAUUGCAUUAAAAAUCCCAGAGUCUUAA